GUUUCUUCUUUCCUGUCAGGAGGGUAAGCUACAACAACAGGCUCCACUUAUAAAAUAAAUUUUGUUAUACAAGUCCAUGUGAUGCCCUUAUGAUGUGUAUUCUUCAUGGACCAAAUUGCUCCUCACCAACUGAUAUUCAAUAAUGAAAUCAGACCAAUUGAUAUUACCUCUACAUAUAUAUCCCCCCAGCAUCAGCAUCCAAACAUCAAACUUCGUCUCUUUUUCAUAAACAAACAGUUCCUCCAAUACCAGAGACUCUCAAUAGUCUGAAAUCAUGGGUUUUCGCUUGCCGGUGAUUGUUCAAGCCAAGAACACAAUGCUUAGGGCUCUAUCUUCUCCAAAAUCAUCAGAUGUACCCAAAGGCUAUCUUGCAGUAUAUGUUGGAGAAACAGAGAGAAGACGCUACAUAGUUCCAAUUUCAUAUUUGAAGCAUCCUUUUUUUCAGAGCUUGCUCAGCAAGGCAGAAGAAGAGUUUGGAUUUGACCAUCCAAUGGGUGGUCUUACAAUUCCCUGCACAGAAGAAGAUUUUAUUGAUAUCACCCGCAGUUUGAAUUGAUGAUCAGAUGCAAAAGCAAGACAGAAAUGUAGUUUUAACACAACUAACAAGAGAACCUUAGUUCAGCAUUUUUGUUCCAGUCUACUUUCAUGACAGUGAGAGUCAAAUACAAUAUAGAUGUAUACAUUUGUAUCAUUAUUCUUCUACAAGAUGAUUUUAUAGAUUUGAAUCCUCUUCCAA
Messenger RNA from Impatiens glandulifera, 736 nucleotides. RefSeq names its product auxin-responsive protein SAUR21-like. Gene Ontology annotation, biological process: response to auxin. The coding region runs from base 275 to 556 and encodes 93 amino acids. NCBI's taxonomy places the organism in Eukaryota, Viridiplantae, Streptophyta, Magnoliopsida, Ericales, Balsaminaceae. The transcript has a single exon. The record is from RefSeq and is a predicted model, not a curated record.